AUGAACAGGUUUAGGCCUGGAAGGUUGUCGCGGGAAUUGAGAAACGCACUGGAUUUAGGGAGACAUGAUAUUCCGAUACAUAUUUACCGCAUGAGGACCCUUGGCUAUCCUCCUGGUUGGCUUAAAAAAGCUGUGGUUGGAGGAAAUUUGACGAUAUUUGAUUCCGUCAAUCUGGAAAGUUGUCCAUCUGAAAUUUCCUACAACAAGAGUUCUCUCAUUGGUUAUCCUGGAUUCAAUGUUGAAUUGGAUCAUUCUGCCAGGGAUGAUUAUAUGUAUUUAAAAUGUCCACCGAUGCAAAAGCACCAUAUGUUGGAUAACUUUUAUGCUUCUCUAUCAUGUGGAGCAACUGAGAAGAAUAGCGUCGCACCAAAGAAUAGCAAUUACUCAUCUUGGAGUAGACAAGAAAUAACUGAAACUGUUGUAACACUCUCCGACUCUGAAUCUGGUGAAACUAAUUCGGACAGCUCACUAAAUGGAGAAACUCAAAAUGAGAGUCAAGAAUCUCAUCCUACUGCAGAUAUCUCGAUAGUUCAUGAACAUGAACAGGGAACACCUACAUCGCUACAACCUGUGGUCAUUGGAAACGGUUCUCUUAGUGAAAAUACUGAUCAGUCAUCAUUUUCGAUGGAAAAUCCUUCUAAGCGUCCGUCUUUGGAAGCCUUCAGUAUAGGUAUACAACCUUUCAGGCCUUUUGAAAAUCUUCAGGGUGUGAAUGGUGGCUAUCUACGUGUUCUCAAAGCUCUAAAAAAUUCACGUAAAACUUCAAACGCCUGUAGCAAUGGAUCAUUAAAUUUGUCUGGUGCCGACUCUCAGUCACCAUCUAUUCGGCAGGAUCGUAAUAUUGAUAAUCAUUCCUCUCAUAAAGCGAGGAGAUAA
Molecule: messenger RNA, 876 nt
Organism: Heterobilharzia americana
Lineage: Eukaryota; Metazoa; Platyhelminthes; Trematoda; Strigeidida; Schistosomatidae
Source: the annotation of a GenBank genome assembly